AUGAACAAUUACUACCUACGCUUUGUAAUAGGCAUUGUCAGCAUGUCAGGAUUGCUUUUACUAUCUUUGAUACCAUGGCCACGGCCGCCCCCUCUCUUUACUGGCUUAUCGGCGCUUAUUUUGGAAAUUAUUUCCACUUUUUAUAAAAUCGAGUACUUACUCAUGGUCUGGCGAUGGAUCAAGUACAAACCUACGAAGGCUGCCACCAAAGACAAUGAGUUACCCUUUAUCAGCGUGGUUAUACCAGUGUUUAACGAAUCCGAAUUCAUUCACAACUCUAUCGAAUCUAUUGUGCUCUCGGACUAUCCAAAAGACAAGAUUGAGCUCGUCAUCAUUGACGACGGCUCUACAGAUGAUACAUGGCAGCAUGUGAACCAAGCUGUGAAAGCAAUUCCUCAGUGUGGGAUAUCAUAUCGGCUUUUGCAGCACCCAGCCAACCUGGGCAAAAGGCAAGCCAUUCAAUCAGGCUUCAGUACAGCACUCGGCAGUAUCAUCAUAUCUGUCGACUCAGACAGCGUUCUAGAGAAGGGUGCGCUUCACAGAAUCGUCAGCCCUUUGAUGCAGGACCCUGCAAUCGGUGCAGUGGCAGGACAUCUGGCAGUCUUGAAUGUGUCAAGUCCCAAUACUUUGUCAACCAAAGGUUUCUUGCCGCGACUUCUCGAUAUCCUCUACGAGCAUAUCGGCAAUCUACCGCGCGCUGCACUGACAGCUGAAGGCUUUGUCACUAUUCUUCCUGGCGCUUUCUCAGCUUUUCGAGUAAAUGCCGUCCGGGACCACGUUGACAACCUGUGUACAAGCACCUUUCUUGGUUCGCCUCUGAAACACGGAGAGGACAUGGAGUUGGCACAUCAUAUCCUCAAAGACGGAUGGAAGACGGUUUACCAGAGCAACGCGGUUGUUCACACAACGGCUCCUGAAACUUUACAGAAAGCAUUCCUGAUGUUUUCCCGCUGGGAACAUCUAUCACAAGAGAAGCAGAUUGCUAUGGCGAUUGGUUAA
This is a messenger RNA of Fusarium vanettenii 77-13-4, 999 nucleotides long. RefSeq lists its product as uncharacterized. The record is from RefSeq and is a predicted model, not a curated record. The transcript is spliced from 2 exons. Bases 1 to 999 code for a protein of 332 amino acids. Lineage: Eukaryota; Fungi; Ascomycota; Sordariomycetes; Hypocreales; Nectriaceae.